Engraulis encrasicolus (European anchovy) is the source of this 1288-nucleotide messenger RNA. Its product is annotated as indoleamine 2,3-dioxygenase 2-like. The annotation marks the transcript as partial. Gene Ontology annotation, biological process: 'de novo' NAD+ biosynthetic process from L-tryptophan. Gene Ontology annotation, molecular function: heme binding; L-tryptophan 2,3-dioxygenase activity; metal ion binding. Lineage: Eukaryota; Metazoa; Chordata; Actinopteri; Clupeiformes; Engraulidae. The record is from RefSeq and is a predicted model, not a curated record. The transcript has 6 exons. Gene Ontology annotation, cellular component: cytoplasm.
UGCCACCCCUGUAGGAAUGUGGAUCUGCUGUUCUACCUCCCUGGUGGCUCCACGGUACAUGGCUUCUUCAUGGUCAACUUGAUGGUGGAGCUAGCUGCGGUCCCAGCCAUAAAGGCUGUCCCUCAGGUCAUCAACGGGGUCAAUCAAGGUGACGUUGCCAUGGCAACCGAGGCUCUGAACUCCAUCAGCGUGUCCUUGGAUGACAUGGUCGAAGCUCUCAAGUUGAUGCACCAUUAUGUGGACCCCUCUGUUUUCUAUGGCAUCGUAAGGAUCUAUGGAUCAGGGUGGAAGGACAACCCGUUGAUGCCAGAGGGACUGGUGUAUGAGGGGGUGCAGGUGGAGCCCCUAGAGUUCUCCGGGGCAAAUGGGGGCCAGAGCAGCCUGCUACAGUGCUUUGAUGCACUGCUGGGGGUCAGGCAUGAAGGGAGCAGUGGGGCUUUUCUGACACGCAUGAGGUGCCAGUACAUGCUGCCGGCUCACACGCACUUCGUGGAGGAGGUGUCACGACGGCGUCCGGGCGUGCGGGACUUCGUGCGGGAGCAGGGCGAUGAGGAGCUGAGCGAGGCCUACGAGAGAUGUGUCCAUCGCCUGGUGGCCGUCAGGAAUUACCACAUCAACCUGGUGGCUCGCUACAUCACCCUGCCCGCCUCACAAGCACAGAAACUGCGUCUGUAUGGGGCGGAUGCGAAUGAGGACAACACGGUCUCGCAGGCGCCCACCGCCCUUGAGAAGCGCGGCACCGGUGGCUCCGGCAUCAUGAGCUUCCUGAAGACUGUACGCAACUGCACGCGUGCCGUUACUGAUUGGUCCACCACGUCCACCGCCUCACAGCCAAAGCCAACGGAAACACAGGAGAAGCACAGCGGGCGGGUCACUGUGAGAGUCGAAAAUGGUGGCGGAGUGGAAGACAGAGGCGGACCCUCACAGAAUAACCAGGAAGAGAGUUUGUCAUUUCUUAGCUGGUUAACCUCAAAGCUCUGGCAGCCGUGAGUGAGGCUUGGUAAGACACCUGGGGUGUUACAAUACACGUGAACAGAAAAACUGCUUACACAAAGUGCUUCCUGUUGUUAACAGAAAUAGAAUCACAGAUGAGGAUGGCCCCUGCCCAUAUUUGCCUUAUAGGCUCCCAUAUUGCCAGUGAUCAUAGCCAGAGGUGUCAAAAAGGGAAAUUGGAUAAAUUUUGGAGGAUUUGGGGUAUUUUUAGGAAAUGAUAAUGUUUUAAUGGAGGGCUGGGAUGCGGUGGCGAUUUGAAAUUUAUUUGGUUUAUUUGUUUUGUAUGUGCCUUGGG